This is a messenger RNA of Thecamonas trahens ATCC 50062, 975 nucleotides long. RefSeq names its product thiamine pyrophosphate carrier 1. The coding region runs from base 1 to 975 and encodes 324 amino acids. Gene Ontology annotation, molecular function: thiamine transmembrane transporter activity. NCBI's taxonomy places the organism in Eukaryota, Apusomonadida, Apusomonadidae. Gene Ontology annotation, biological process: thiamine pyrophosphate transmembrane transport. The record is from RefSeq and is a predicted model, not a curated record. The transcript has a single exon. Gene Ontology annotation, cellular component: mitochondrial inner membrane.
AUGGCCGAGGCGAGCAAAGGGUGCGGCGGAGGGAGGGACAAGGUCGCGAGCCGGCGGUCGACUCGGUUUGCGGGCGCUGAGCUCGCUGCUGGCGUCGCGUCGGGUGUCGCGUCGCGGCUGGUUGUCGCUCCGCUCGACGUGCUCAAGCUGCGACUGCAGGUGCAGACUCGGGUAGCUUCCGAAGCUCGCGGCAAGCAUGUGUACUCAUCGAUGCGACACGCGGUGGUCCAGAUCGUCAAGACCGAAGGAUUGGUCGGGCUCUGGCGCGGCAAUGUGGCCGGCAAUCUGAUGUACAUGGGCUACGCGCCCAUCAACUUCUUUGUCUACCACCAGAUCCGGGUUGCGGCCUCGGACAACGACGCCGACCCGUCGCAGCCGCUGCCGUGGAUGUCAUCGCUUGCUGCCGGCGCCCUGUCUGCGUCGGUGGCCACGCUCGCCACCUAUCCGCUGGAUCUGAUGCGGACCCUGUUUGCCACCCAGGGCGAGCCCAAGGUCUACCACACCCUGCUCGAGUCGACGAGGAUCAGAAUCUCCACCGAUGGUCUGCUUGGCCUCUACCGCGGCCUCGGUAUCACUCUUGUCCAGACGGUGCCGUACGUGGCAAUCCAGCUGACUCUCUACGAGGAGGUCAAGGCCCGCGCCUUUGCCCACGACAACUUCCGCAUGCCGAUGUGGGCGUCUGCUGCUGUGGGUGCCUCAUCCGGUGCACUCGCCAAGUUUGCCGUCUAUCCGCUUGACCUCGUCCGCCGACGCAUGCAGGUUCAGGGCCUGGAACGAUCGGCCGAGUACGGAGGGCGACUUCCUUCGUACACAUCGUCAUGGCAGUGCCUCCGCGCCACACUCCACCUCUCAGGCGUCCGCGGUCUGUACCAGGGCCUACUCCCAGCCAUGUUGAAGGUCAUCCCGGCCUCUAUUGUCACCUUUGUUGCGUACGAGGAGUCGAUCAAGCUCUUCCGGCGGCUCGAUCGGGCGUGA